Messenger RNA from Penaeus indicus, 2425 nucleotides. RefSeq names its product N-acetylated-alpha-linked acidic dipeptidase 2-like. The record is from RefSeq and is a predicted model, not a curated record. NCBI's taxonomy places the organism in Eukaryota, Metazoa, Arthropoda, Malacostraca, Decapoda, Penaeidae. The transcript is spliced from 18 exons. Gene Ontology annotation, molecular function: carboxypeptidase activity. Bases 126 to 2387 code for a protein of 753 amino acids.
UAUUGUUAAGGCGAAGCGAAGGUACCUGACAUCUCUUCGUUCCGACCGGCUCUUUCAGUCGAGGAAAAUUGACUUAGAAGAAUAAGUUACUCGCAAAGGACACUUGAGGGACAGGCACCCACAAGAUGUCACCAACACAGCGGGGCGUGAUCGUAGCUGCUGUGGCGGCCGCUGUCGGGCUGCUGGUCGGCGGCCUCAUCGGGCACUUCGGGACAACCACCAUUACGCCCGAACAGAAGGAGAAACUCAGCAUGGUGGACAGACUGCUGGCUGAUAAAUGGGAAGAACAUCAGGACAUCAACGAAAGAAUCAUCAAUAUGGUGAACACGGACAACCUCAGAAACAACCACAUGGAACUGACUCGAAAGCCUCACUUGGCUGCCACCUCGAGGGACGACGAGUUGGCUAGAAUGAUUCGAGAUCGAUUCGAGACUUCGGGAUUCGACACAGCGGAUCUGGUACCUUACGAGAUCCUCCUGUCACGUCCCAACCACACGAAUCCCAAUCUGAUCACCCUGACAAACGGCAGCGGGGAUGAAGUGUUCAGAAGCGCCUAUAAAGAAAUCCCGCUUCAUGAGGACGAUGAGGACCCGGAGUUUGUUCAUUCGUUCAGCGCCUACACGCCAGCAGGUGACAUCACAACUGAUCCCGGAGUGGGCGUGGUCUACGUUAACUAUGGGCGUGUUGAAGACUUUGACGAGUUGGAGAAACUGGGCGUUAACGUAGCGGGUCAGAUUGCCAUGGCUCGCUAUGGGAAAAUCUUCAGAGGAAACAAGAUCCAACACGCCCAAGACCGAGGUGCUGUGGGCAUUAUUCUUUUCUCAGACCCGCAGGACGUGGCACUUGAAGGGGUCACAGAAGACGUCGUGUACCCAAAUAAGGGCUGGCUUCCGGGCACGGGCAUGCAGCGGGGCACCACCUUCAUGGGCGACGGUGACCCCCUGACCCCUGGCUGGCCGUCGACAGAACAUGCUUAUCGCGUCGAUAAGGAGGAAGCCGGCCUGGCUAAAAUUCCCUGCCAGCCCAUUGGUUACAACGACGCGAAAGUGAUCUUAGAGAAGCUCCAAGGCGAGCAGCCAACGCCCGAGGGUUGGGUCGGAGGACUGGAGGGCGUCGAGUACAACCUCGGACCGUACUUCAAGUCCGACUUCAGCGACUACAGACUCCGCCUCCAGACUCACAACUACGAGCUGAAGGCCAGGUCGUACAACGUCAUCGGCACGAUCAAGGGCGAGGUGGAGCCAGACCGCUACGUGUUCAUCGGCAACCACCGCGACGCCUGGGGCUACGGCGGCUCAGACCCCUCCAGCGGAACGGCGCAGAUGCUCGAGACGGCGCGAGUGUUGGGCGAACUGAUGAAGGAUGGUUGGAGGCCGAGGCGCACCAUCGUUUUCUGCAGUUGGGGCGCCGAGGAAUACGGGCUUAUUGGCUCUACGGAAUGGGUCGAAGAACACGUCGAGAAACUGCAGGAGCGAACGAUCAUGUACCUGAACACCGACACCUGCGCUUCGGGUCCCAUCCUACACGCCCCGGGCAGUCCGCUCUUGUGGGAUCCUAUCGUUAAAAUUGCCAAGAUGGUACCAGGAGUGAGAAACGGAGAAACGGUUUAUGCAGAGUGGGAAGAAUACGAAAAAUUGAGGAACCAUUCAUCUCCAGAGAUGAAAACCCUCGGCUCCGGCAGCGACUACGCCCACUUCUCCUUCUACUGUGGAAUUCCUUGCCUUGAUAUCUGGUUCAGGAGAGACAAGAACAAAUACGACAUCUCCAUCUACCCUGCCUACCACACCGGCUACGACACCUUCUACAACAUCGACCACAACAUCGACCCGGGUUUCAGGAUCCACCAGGGCUGUAGUAGGAUCGCUUCCCUCACUCUACGCUACUUCGCUGACUCGGCUCUCGUGCCCUACAGUCUCGAGAAGCUUCCGAAGGCCAUUCAUGACGCGUUCGAGAAAGUUAAGGAGAACGGCAACGGAGAGAAACUGAUGGACAUUUAUGAUAAAUUCUCUCUCCUUGGGGAAGCGAUUGAUAACUUCACUAUGACAACUUCCGGUUUUGUCGCCAAGAUAAACCAGAUGAAAGAUGAUUUAGACCCCGUGACGCUUCGUUCCCUCAACGACCAAAUUAUGAAGCUGGAGCAAAUAUUUAUCAUGCCUGCGGGUCUACCUGGCCGGCCGACUGUUAGACACGCCAUUUUCGCCCCAAGUCAGUUCGAUAACUACGCCACAGCCGGUUUCCCUGGGAUUUCCGACCUUCUGUACGGCUACGACGGCUUGAGCCCCGAGGAGAAGACGGCGAGGCAGAAGGAGAUCAGAAGACAUAUUUCCGACCUCACGAUCCUGGUACAGAGGGCCUCCAGUCUCCUCGAAGAUUUCCACAGUAUUUAGCGUGGGAAGGAAAAUGUGGUCAGACGGGGGAAUGGAGA